CCAGUCCAUAUGCGCAUACUUGUGGUGGAAGCCUUCUGGACGAGAACACUAUUCUUACAGCUGCUCACUGUGUUUACAAUCGGGCCGCCUCCGACUUUCUAGUGGUGGCGGGAAGCGAAUAUCGUGCAGACAUGGAUGGCGUGGUGACACGGGUGGAACUUUUCAUAUUCCCACCGCUGCCACUUACACAUGAGAAGAUUGCACCCAUACAACUGGCACAGGCAGCACCCGCGGAAGGUACUAUGGCCACUGUGUCCGGUUGGGGAGACACCACAGAGGGCGGGUUUCCAUCCACACAUCUGCAAAGAACGCAGGUAUUGGUGAGAGAAAGCGAGAAGUGUCAGGAAGACUAUUACUGGCGGCCCAUAACCGACGGCAUGCUGUGUGCAGGGUACAAUGGUGGCGGACAUGAUGCCUGCAAUGGGGACUCUGGUGGACCUUUGGUUGUCAAUAAACAGCUAGUGGGGAUUGUGUCAUGGGGAGAGGGAUGCGCACGCGCUGAUUUUCCAGGUGUCUAUGCAAAUGUGACGCAUUUUUUGCACUGGAUUGCUGAAAAUCGUAGCUAAGCGGCGGCAUGAGCUCGUCACAAUAGAAUCGAAAAUAUUACGAAAUUACCUGGUAAACUACUAUCGGCAACAAGUUUUAUAACACCAAUAACUAAAACCAUUACUUCUUACUGUAUCCAAUCAAAUUUACAAGCAAUAUAAUUUGGAUCGAUAAGAGUUUGUACAAUUUAGACAAGCGAUCGUAA
Molecule: messenger RNA, 751 nt
Organism: Scaptodrosophila lebanonensis
Lineage: Eukaryota; Metazoa; Arthropoda; Insecta; Diptera; Drosophilidae
Product: trypsin eta-like
Exons: 2
Coding region: 132-566 (144 amino acids)
Biological process (GO): proteolysis
Molecular function (GO): serine-type endopeptidase activity
Source: RefSeq, a predicted model, not a curated record